UCGUGCUGUUGGGUCGUGCGUGCGUUGCGCGCGCAGUUUCGCCACUACGAGCGCUGUGGAACUGAGAUUUCGAAUUUGGAAAAUUGUGUGUGUUCUUUUUUUGAAAAAGAAAAUUUUUGCUGACAGUGACAGAAGUGUUGUGUAUGGAAUUUUUUUUUUGUUUGACAAUAUUUUUUAUUUUAAUUGUGGUGAAUACGGAUCAGUGAACUUUUGGAUUGCGUUUUGGACUUGAUACGAUUCUGCGGCACAGGAUCGCUCCUACACCAAAUGUGUUCAGUAACAUCCAAGACUUAAGAUAGAGUUAUACCAAACGUCAAUAUUUGCUGGUAUGGCGCGAUACAGGUGAUCGUGGCUAUUGGAUGACAGUGUUGGAGCUAGUUAGCUAGCGGUCGGCGUGUGCGCAGGCUGUGCGGCGCUGCCUCUAUGCUGUAUCGACGCAGGUUCGACAUACAUUGGGACGUCGCCAGGUCGCUGUUAAAGAGGAUUGGAUUGCGAGGCGUGAGGUAACCUGGCCGAAGAAGGAGACCAAGGAAAUAUUACCGAAAUGUGUUCUUCCCUAACCGUGUACCUAAACAUCGCUUGAAACCACAUCGAAUAAUGCACGAUCCGUCCAAAACGCUGCCAAAUAUUUCGAACGAAUUUAUUAGUGUAACAUUUAGUGUUUAGUGUUUGUGAUUGUGUACAACGCCAUCUGGCGUCGAGUAGGCGCGACAACGUGGCGGGGACGCAUGCGCCGUCGGCCCCUGCGCUGGCGAUGCCAUUUAUUGAAGACGAAUGGUGGUCCGCCGAGAAUGAGGGCAGGAUGGUCGACCUCUCCAAUUGCCUUCAGGACGCGGUAGUCGCCGCCGGAGGGCAAGCUGCCGCCCAACUCCAACAGAUGGCGUCCUCUCUUGGGGAACUCUCCCAGGCCGAACUAACCAACAUAGUUGGAGGUCUCACGCUGGAGGCAGACGGCUCGGAGGCCGCCGACCCUGACGACAUCUUGAAGCAACUCGGGGAAACUGCCUUCGAUAAUUUCGACACGUUUUUUACUGACCUGACCAAUGCCACAGCGUCGGCUGUGCCGCCUAUUGAAAUAAAACAAGAAGAGAACAACAAUAUAUCGUCGCCGUCCAGUAGUCAGCUGCAAGGCUACUACCAACCCAACAAUCAGUUACUGCCAAACAAUGGCCAACAACGGCUGCAGCAACUCCUGAGAUCGGGGACCAGCGCGAUAAACAACGCCGUGACGAAUAACAUAAAUAAUGGACGAUAUAACAUAGCAUCCGCAAAUCCAUUGUUGGCCGAGAAACUAGCAGCGACAUCUAGCGGCAUAAAGCAGGAACCGAUCAGUUCGGAUUACAGUGGGACGUCUAUGAACUACGGAAGCGCUUCGCCGAUGCAGCGGGUGCCGAGUGGGAAGCCGCAGGUGCACGAUGCUGGUGGAGGUAAAGUGGACGGCGGGGAGCCCGCGGGGCUGCGGCUUGGAGCCCGGGGCUCCUUGGGGCAAGCGCUCCUGCACGGCUUGUUGGCACCGGCCCCCACCGCAAGGCAUCAUCUAUACACGGCGCCUAGCACAGGCUCCUUGCCGCCCUCGCCCGCCGACAGCGGAGUCUCCGACGUGGAGUCUUCAUCAUCAGGGGCCGGAUCAGCGGAGGAGCUGAAGGCGCGGCUGCAGCCCCCUCCCGCGCCCUUCCACACCCCCUUCUUACCGUUCUACCAGCACCACCAGAUCGCCACCACCUUGCAGCACCACGCCGCGCAUCCAAGACCACCAGUUGGCGGCGUGAACGAGCGCGACGCAUACGGCUACGGGUACGGCGGAGGGGGAGGGGGGGCGCACCACUUCGCUGCGCCCGCGCCCCCUCCCCUCCCCCACGACGACUUCCCCUACUCGGUCUUCGACAUCGGGGACUACCAGAGGCAUCACCACCACAACAAACUCAAGCCGAAGAAGCGGCCGAGGAACGACGCCCCGCCGACGCCGGGUGUCAAACGCAAAAGCCGCGAGGGUUCCACCACAUACCUGUGGGAGUUCCUCCUCAAACUCCUCCAGGACCGGGAGUACUGCCCGCGGUACAUCAAGUGGACGAACCGCGAGAAGGGCGUCUUCAAACUGGUGGAUUCCAAAGCGGUGUCCCGCCUCUGGGGGCUCCACAAGAACAAGCCGGACAUGAACUACGAGACGAUGGGGCGAGCCCUGCGCUACUACUACCAGCGCGGCAUCCUCGCCAAGGUGGACGGCCAGCGCCUGGUCUACCAGUUCGUGGACGUGCCCAAGGACAUCGUCGAGAUAGACUGCUCGCUCGCGUAAGCGAAUCUCCAGUGCGCGUGAUAGCAGUGAAUGAACUCCAUACGUAACUGAACUGUUAAAAUUUUUUCACUAUUAGAAAAUUCGUCUAUUUUCCAAAUCAUCAUGCAUUACGUUCUCCGAUCGCUUGUAUUUGUAACGUUAUAUAAGAUUCUCAAAUCGAACUAAUAUUAACUUUAUCAUUGAAUUUAAUAUUUAUACAAAAAUAGGAGAGACGAAAUCGAUUGCUCAAAUGUUUAUAUAGGUACCUAUUUUUAGGGGUAUUUCAGAAGAGGAACACUAAAUUUGCUAGCUGUUAUAUGCGGAGUGACUUUUUUGUAUAUUGUUCAAACGAAUUUUUAAAUGUUUGUAUUGAAUUUAAAUGUUUCUAUAUAUUGCAUGUUAGAGCCCGGGCGGCCGGAACUUCCUACCUCAAACUACGCAACCAACAUUCAGAUGAUUAUACAAUUUAUAAUUCGAAAUGCAGUUUUACAAUAUGCAAUUAGUAUCAACUUAUAGUCUAAAGAAGAGUUUAUAUUGAAGAAAUAUUUACUAAAAUGUUUAUAUUAAUACAAAAUAUCAUAAAUGGUAUCCUCCACAUAGUUUUGGUGCUUUACAAUGGCCAUUCGCGUAUUUACUCCUUGUUGAACUACCGACCUCUCUGAUGUUGAUUCUAUAUACAUAUAUAUUAUAUGCGAUAUUAUAUGUUACGUCUACUCACGUACAAUGUGGAUCGUCCGUUCGGUGGUCACCGAAUUUUCUAUUGAUAUUACGGUUUUUUAAUUUUGUGGAGUUAACGAAUUCUACACUAGUACUGAAACCUACUGCCAAUAAUUUCUGUUAGAAAUCUGAUAUAUAAAUAUAGUUAAGGAAUGAUUUGUGCGUUAAUUGUGUUAAUUAUUAUAUAUAGAUGUUUACUAUAAGUGAGCUGUUUAAGUGAAAUGUCUAGUUUAUUUGGUUUAUUUAAAUUAACGGUAGUAAGUCUGUUGGUCGGAGACAUCGCGCGGCCAUUCUUUCACAUAUCACAAAGAAUAUUUAUCACAAAAAAAAAUAUUUACUCAAAUUAUUUGCAGUAUUUUCAUAAACAAUUAAUUUCACCGUGCAUAUCAAUCACAGUUUAAAAAUAAAUAAAGAAUAUAUUUACAAGAAAUAUAUAAGAAACGCGCGAAGUCUCUAUUUUUUGUUACCUGAAUAAAAUAUUAUUAAUAAUUAAUUACGAUAUGUGGUCCAAUGUUAUGAAUCAUAAUACUUUAACUAGAUAGUGCAUAACGAAUGGUUGAAUAAGGUAUAGCCUAGUUCGCAACCAAUUUGUACUACAAACAAACAAACAGAAAUACAUAUAUUACAAAGAUGUGUAUUAUAUAAUAGAAAAUCUUUUGUACGUGUAGGAGAUUGAGUGAUUCUAUUGUGAUGGGUUAAUAUGGAUCCAGUGCCUGGUGACUCAGUUAACUGGCACCAAUAUGAACGCUAGGAUAUUGUCAUUAUACUGUCUAAAUUCAGGUACUGGAUUUGAUAUAACCCUAUCUCAGCGGCGCACGCGCAGGCCAUCAACUUUCCGGAAACGCAAUAUUUUUAAUACAAUAAAAUAGGCUAGGAUCUCGAUUAUAGUGUGUGCGCCUGCGCACGCCGCCGGGAUGUCGAGAAAAUGGGUGCUAAGCGAGGAACCGACUGAAGACACGAGAACACAGAAUCCACUUCCCAGUGUGUACGCGUCCUAACGCAGGAUAUCGAUCUCAGUGUCCAAACUCUUCGAACAAACCAGUGCCCGCUCCAUGUGAUUACAUAAUUCUAUAUUACAUAAUUAUAAACUAAAUAUAUAUUAUUGAAUAAUUAAAAGUGGAAUUUUAAUCGUAUUUUUAUAUAGCUAGUUGGAAUUCUCAUGGCGACCCUUUCUUUUCGGCACCGUUUCUUAUGCUUUUGUAAAUAUCUAUAGAUUUAACUUAUUUAUUUGUCGCUCUUUCGAGCCGGCGGCGUGGCGCGCUCCCGCCACGCCGCGCCACCGAGCCGACACUUCAUAGUCUUCCCUUUUAGGGAAAUUUCGUUCUAUAGGUUACAAAUUUUAUUGUAAUAUACUUAUAAUAAAUUAAUUAAUAGUAGGUAAUGAAUGGACCACGCGAUGGAAGGCGGAUGCUCUCAGAAUUUAUAAUUCGGCUAGUGUGUAAUACUAAUCGACCCUGUGAAUGCGAGUUACCGGUUAGUAGGCAAUGUUUGAGCGAACAUUUAAAAUUAUGCUCUGGGAGUUUAAAUAAUUUUAGUCGCAUUGAUGUUGUUGAAAAAUCAAAGUUUCUAAUUAAAUAAAUAAUGUACUUAAAUUUUCAAUGUAAAUUAUAACAGCACUUCGAGGAAAUUAUUGUUAAAAUUAUUUUAAUCGAGCCUAGUCUUAGCAUCUUAAAUUUUAUUUAAAAUUAAUUCGGACGGUUUGAAAUGCGGAUUCGUUCGCGCGCCGCCCGCUGUGGCGCUACCGUAGUAGCAAAGUGCGACGUCGGAUAAUAAUGUAAAUAGAAUGAAGAUUUGUAAAAAACAUACCAAACGCACACCCUCACGACACAUGUACGAUGUACGGGUGUCGCUAGAUAGGUAAAAUAUGAAAAUAUUUUGCAUGAAAGCAAUGAGAAGGUUAGUGAUUUGGCAUUAGGCGGGGGAAGGCGCUGUGGUCGCCGUAGGAAGAAAUUGUUUGUUUGUCGUUAAUUAUAUACUAUAUCAAUGUAUUAUUGUUCGUUAUUUAAUCUGUGUCAGAUGUUUAAUAUCGAUUUAACUUCAAUCCCGGUAUGUAAACAUUUUUUAAAAUUAAACUACCCAGUUUUAGCCUCUCAAUACGAGAUGGCGCUUUCAUCACAAAUUACUUAAAUUAAAAUUUUAAUUAUUCUGAGAGUUAUGUGCGGUAAAGUGAUCUUGCUUUUAGUUUUAUGCAGUUAAAGUCCGAUAUUUUAAUUAUAAUUUAGUUGUUUAAUUUUACAAAAUACUGUAUUUCUGCCCCCUAGUUAAGUUAUUUUUCUAUGUAUAGUUAGUGAUAAGUGUAAAUGAGUUAGCACAUACAUUUGAUGCAUGAUGAUAAUGUUAAUAAAAUAUCCACAAUAAAAUACAAA
Messenger RNA from Amyelois transitella, 5355 nucleotides. It is a transcript of the gene Eip74EF, whose product is annotated as ecdysone-induced protein 74EF. The transcript is spliced from 10 exons. The record is from RefSeq and is a predicted model, not a curated record. Gene Ontology annotation, biological process: cell differentiation; regulation of transcription by RNA polymerase II. The coding region runs from base 755 to 2293 and encodes 512 amino acids. Lineage: Eukaryota; Metazoa; Arthropoda; Insecta; Lepidoptera; Pyralidae. Gene Ontology annotation, cellular component: nucleus. Gene Ontology annotation, molecular function: sequence-specific DNA binding; DNA-binding transcription factor activity, RNA polymerase II-specific.